AAGUUUGCCUAAACCUGAUCUCCAUGCCGUCGGCUGUUGGUGGUGCCACCGUGGUUCAAGAGACGGGGGCUGGGCAGGUUCCCCGCCAGCAUAUGAGCACAACAACUGAACCAGGCGGAGGUCCAGCAGGGAUCUACUCUGCUAUCCUCAGCCGCAACCAGCCCAUCAUUGGAGUAAAGGAAAAGACCUUUCAUGAGCUCCACAAGAAAUGCCUUGAGAAGAAGAUUCUUUAUGAGGAUCCAGAUUUCCCUGCUAAUGACUCCUCCCUCUUCUUCAGCCAAAAGCUCCCUGUCAAAUUUGAGUGGAAGAGACCACUAGAAAUUUGUGAGAAUCCACGCUUUAUCAUUGGUGGAGCCAACAGGAGUGACAUUUGUCAAGGAGAAUUAGGUGACUGUUGGUUCCUGGCUGCCAUUGCUUGUCUCACCUUGCACGAGAAAUUGCUGUUCCGGGUCAUACCACGGGAGCAGACCUUCAUAAAAGAUUAUGCUGGAAUCUUUCACUUCCAGUUUUGGCGUUAUGGAAAUUGGGUGGAAGUUAUCAUUGAUGACCGUUUACCAACGUACGGCAGUCAACUGGUCUUCACAAAAUCCUCCCAGCAAAAUGAAUUUUGGAGUGCCUUACUGGAAAAAGCUUAUGCAAAGCUCCAUGGCUCUUAUGAGGCUCUCAAAGGAGGUAACACCACCGAGGCCAUGGAAGAUUUCACAGGAGGAGUAACAGAGUUCUAUGAGAUAAAGGAUGUUCCUAAAGAUAUCUAUAAAAUCAUGAAACAUGCCUUUGAAAGAGGGUCACUCAUGGCCUGCUCUAUUGAGGACAGUUCAGGGUUUAUUUAUGGCUCUGCUCCUGAAACUAAUCUUGGAUUAUUAAUUGCCCAAAUGUUGAAGAAUAUGAAUGAAUUUCCAAAUGACUCAGUCCAGCAGACAGAGGAGAUGACGAAAAGGCUUGAGGUUCCAAUGCUGUUUGAGAGACGCAUGACGAAUGGACUGGUGACAGGUCAUGCCUAUUCAGUUACAGCAGUGGAAGAGAUAACAUUUAAAGGGGACAAGCUAAAACUCGUGCGGCUGAGAAAUCCUUGGGGGCAAGUAGAAUGGAAUGGAGCCUGGAGUGACAAUUCAGAUGAAUGGAAUGUUAUCAACAAAGCAGAGAAGACCCGCCUACAACAUAAAGUUGCAGAGGAUGGGGAGUUCUGGAUGUCAUUCCAAGAUUUCCUCAGGUACUUCACAAAGCUGGAGAUGUGUAAUCUCACACCUGAUACCCUGGUGGUUGAUAAGUUUCAAACCUGGACUGUUUCAGUGACCGAAGGGCGGUGGGUGCGAGGCUGCACAGCAGGAGGCUGUCGAAACUAUCCAGACACAUUUUGGACCAAUCCUCAAUACCGCUUGAAACUCCUGGAAGAAGAUGAUGACCCAGAAGACGACGAAGUUGCGUGCAGUUUCCUAGUUGCGCUGAUGCAGAAGAACAGGAGGAAAGAACGCAAGCUGGGAGCCAAGCUCCUCACUAUUGGCUUUGCCAUCUAUGAGGUGCCAAAAGAGAUGCAGGGUGACAAGAAGCAUUUACAGAAGGAUUUUUUCCUCUACAAUGCCUCCAAAGUAAAGUGCAAGAGCUACAUAAACAUGAGAGAGGUCUCCGAACGCUUCCGGUUGCCUCCAAAUGAAUAUGUCAUCAUCCCAUCCACGUAUGAACCUCACCAGGAGGGAGAUUUUAUCCUAAGAGUUUUCUCAGAAAAACAAAGUCAUUCGGAGGAAGUUGAAAACGAGAUUGAAGUAGGACAUCUUUCUCCAAUCAUAUUUGUCUCAGACAGAGCAAACAAGAACAAGGAUCCGAAAGGUGAUGAUGGGCCUAAAAAGGACAAGGGGAAAGCAAGCACAGAUAAGAAAAAGAAAAGUGAUGAGCCUGCACAAAGAGAUUCCAAGGAGAGUGAGGAAGAGAAACAGUUCAGAAAUAUUUUCCGGCAGAUUGCUGGAGAUGACAUGGAGAUCAGUGCUGAUGAACUCCAGAAUGUCCUCAACAAUGUUCUGAAGAAACACCAGGACCUGAAGACAAAAGGGUUUGCGCUGGAGUCCUGCCGCAGCAUGAUUGCUUUAAUGGACACAGAUGGUUCUGGGAAGAUAAACCUUGAUGAGUUUCGACACCUUUGGAAUAAGAUUAAGAGCUGGCAGACCAUUUUCAGACAUUAUGAUACUGAUCAAUCAGGAACUAUUAACAGCUAUGAGAUGCGUAAUGCAGUUAAAGAUGCAGGGUUUCACCUGAAUAACCAGUUGUAUGACAUCAUUACAAUGCGAUAUGCUGACAGAAAUAUGAACAUUCAGUUUGACAGCUUCAUCUGUUGUUUUGUGCGACUAGAGGGGAUGUUCCGUGCAUUUCAUGCCUUUGAUAAAGAUGGCGAUGGUAUUAUUAAACUGAAUGUCUUAGAGUGGCUGCAGCUAACCAUGUAUGCCUGAAAAACAUCACUUCUGCGUCUGUCUUCCGUCUCAAAAUUGCACCUUGUCUUUUGAACUGAAAGAAGCUGGUCGAUAUUCACUUGCAAGACAGGGACUUCUGUGAAUCUCCAUCCUUUAACAGCUUAGAUGGUGAGGGCAGCACAACUCGAGAGGAACAUAAGGAAGCAGCAUCUAUCUCCCUUUACCAAGUGACAGUAAAUUGAAAAUGUACUUUUCCAGUUAUUGAUAACUGACACCAGGACGAAGGCAUAUUUUGCAUCAGAAAGUUGCAGCCAUCACUGUGGUGGGAAAUGCAUUGUUCUAGGGCACGCCGGCAAUUCUUAACAACAGGGGUGGUGAACCUCAGGCCUGCAAACCUGAAUCUGGGCCUCUUUAUCCAACCCUUGGGGCUCCUCACCUCCACAACAUGCCUCAGCAGCCCUGCUCCAUGCUCUGUGCUUAAGUGCUUUUGCCUGGCUGGAAUAUGCCUGUGAAAUGUGAUAAUGCCAAUUGCUUGCCCAGAUGCAGCAUGGAGAAAUGCGUCUUGAGGAUGUGCGUUGAAAUCUCUGACUCGCGUUCUUGAAAUGUAGAUGCUGUAUACAAAGGUAAGAGCUGCCCUGUUACUCUGCCCACCACUGACAUGUUGACCCAGAAGGUGUUUUUUGAAAAGGUGGGUCCUCCCUCCUGGCAUUGCAAACACACUGCAAACAACAACUACUGUUUUAAGCUUGAAAUAUUUUGCAGUAAGAGAUCCAAAGGGGCCAGGAAUCUUGGACAAGUUAUCAUUAUUAAAACAGUUAUUUCUAAAGUCACCUAAAAGCGAUGGAUCUAGCUUUUAAUGGAAUUCAAUGUUGCACUAAGGCAAUUGUUCCGUUAGAGAAGCAUUUUGGUUUGCUACCUAUGACAAUUCUUUCCUUUUCUCCCUUCCCACACUCAAGCCAAUCUCAGAGGAAGGGCAGUAGAAAGAAAAUGUCUGUUGGGCAAGCAGAGGUCCUUGUGCAGGACCUCUGGUGACAGGACUCAUCAGUUGAAUCCCACCCAAUGUACUUAAAAAGAACAUGCCUCUUAAUAUUUAGCUGUGUGAUAAAUGUUUGCAUCCUGCAGUCAUAUCUAAGCUACAUUAUUCCUGUGGCCAAAGCUUCCCACUCCAAAAGCAUCAUUCAGUAACCAGAUGUAUGACUGCAUACAGUUGAGUACAUUUGCUUACAGCACUAACCAGGCUGUUAUCUAAGGUGUGGAACCUCAGCCUGGGGGCUAAAUGUGGCCUUCUAGAUCUCUGUAUAUGGCCCUUGGAAUUUCCCCCUGGUCACAGCCCUCUCUUGCCCUGCUUCACACUCUGUUUUUGCCUGCCUAGAAUAUGUCCUUGAACACUGAUGCCUCAUGCUGGUGGCUGGAGGACAAAGACAGGUGCAUGAACAUGUGUAGAAACUAACUAUACAAAGGUAACAUUUACAUGUUUCUCUGCGCAUGUUUGCCUCUGGCUCCACCCUCCACAAGCCCGUGACUCUCUGGCUGAAAAAGCUUCCCCAUUCCUCCUACAGGGAUCCUGGCUGAGCCUGUAGUCUUGCAAAUCUUCUAAGGCUGCAGAAAAAUGUGCUCCUCUAGCCACAUUAUGGCUUUUUUCAGGUCCAGGCUUAAAUAUUACACCUUGGGAGAAUUGACUGUCUUAAUUCAAUGUUGGUUCUCUUGCAAGUAAAACCUACCACAGACAGCUGCAUCUCCAAUAUAAGCAAUUUUAGGCUGCUUCACACAAAGCUUUUUCCUACACAGGAACAGUUUAUGUGGCAAGAAAUGGUUUAAAGGUAUCUGGUACUGCAUGUGUUUGGCAGGCACAGCCUCCCUAUUACAAAAAUACCUUGUGUAGAGUGGUUUCAUUGCUGAAUGAAACUUCUUAAUGCAUAAAUUAAAACUUGUCUAGAUGUGCUGGGUUGAAAUUAUGAUGAUGUAAUACAAGGGUAGGCAACCUAAGGCCCAGGGGCCAGAUGCAGCCCAAUCGCCUUCUAAAUCGCGUGGUUUUACAUGAGUAGAAUGUGUCCUUUUAUUUA
Molecule: messenger RNA, 4462 nt
Organism: Podarcis muralis (Common wall lizard)
Lineage: Eukaryota; Metazoa; Chordata; Lepidosauria; Squamata; Lacertidae
Source: RefSeq, a predicted model, not a curated record